CUCUGCCCCCCUUGAGACCCAUAACAUUGCCAGGCUGCGGCUGGCCGGACGCGUGACAUCCACACACCUCAACAUUUUGCCUUCAUGCCAGUUUGCUCUGCCUUUGGUUGCGCCCACAGAGGCGGGGAUGGCAGCAUAACGCUUCAUCGAUAAACCUUCAAGAUGGAAGCUCAUGCAUCUCCUUGGCAUAAUGACAGUCGCUUUUCUUAUUUCUGGCAACAUUACAACAUGCUGAUGAAUGCAGGACAUCAAGAUGCUGUUAUGAGGGGAAGAUAUGUUGCUAUGCAGACUAGGGCAACACUGACCACCAUGCAGAGUGGGAUGCAUCACCCUCUCAGCAGCAAGUUGCAGCAGUCACAUGUUUCAAAGAAUCCAUUCAGGGAAAAAUAUCUGAAAAAACAAAGGAAGAGAAUAAAGAAGAACAAUAAAAGAAAAAAAAGGAGUAUAAGUAUAAUUCAGGGGAACCAAAGUGAUACUGAAUCCUUGUAUUCUCAAAUGAGACAGGGUAUGCACAUACAAGAUACAAAUGAAGACAUGGAAGUGACAGAGGACUUCCUUGCCUUCUUGGAACAAAGUAAGAAGCACCGUGAGGAGUGGAAGAACACAAAGUCUCCGAGGAACCUCAGCUUCUCAGAGGAGAAUAUAUUGACUAGCAAAGAGGUAGCUCCUUACCCAAACCCCAAGGAACACCCAGAUGUUAUACGUAGCAGAGAAAUGCAGGAACUAUAUGGUCAAGCAUCUCCAAAGAUACAAGCAAUGGAAACUGCUCUACAGCUAUCUUUUGAUCGCAACAACACAAUAUAUCAACCCAAAUACUGGCCAAAUAUUCCCUUGAAUGUUAUGUUUAAUUAAACUUGCAGUCAUACUCCAAUUAAAUUUCAGCAGUGUCUAUAAUUCUGCAGGGAAUUCACAAUAGACUAAGCAUAUAAAUUCCAUUAUGGUGGUGGUGGUGGUGGUACGUGAUGGUGGUGGUGGUGUUGGUACGUGAUAGUGGUGGUGGUGGUGGUAUGUGAUAGUGGUGGUGGUGGUGGUACGUGAUAGUGGUGGUGGUGGUGGUGGUACAUGAUAGUGGUGGUGGUGGUGGUACGUGAUGGUGGUGGUGGUGGUACGUGAUAGUGGUGGUGGUGGUGGUGGUACGUGAUAGUGGUGGUGGUGGUGGUGGUACAUGAUAGUGGUGGUGGUGGUGGUGGUGGUGGUUUUCAUAAACAGAGAGAGAGAGAGUAUAAAACCUGAGUUAUGUCAUAUGUCACGUUAGUCCAUCUCUCUCUCUCUCUCUCUCCACCCACCACCACCAUCACCACCACCACCAUCACCACUACUAUAGCACCACCAUCACCACCACUAUAGCACCACCACCACCAUCAACAUCACCACCACCACCACCAUCAACAUUACCAUCACCACCAUCAACAACAUCACCACCACCACCAUCAACAACAUCACCACCACCACCAUCAUCACCACCUACCACUUACCUCCACUUUGAAGUUGCCGGCUGGAGCACAGAGUUGGCUCGACUGGGCUCCCAAAGAUGGCGGCCGAGGUAUUUCUGGUU
Eriocheir sinensis (Chinese mitten crab) is the source of this 1555-nucleotide messenger RNA. Its product is annotated as gem-associated protein 8-like. Gene Ontology annotation, cellular component: SMN complex. The transcript is spliced from 4 exons. The record is from RefSeq and is a predicted model, not a curated record. Gene Ontology annotation, biological process: spliceosomal snRNP assembly. Lineage: Eukaryota; Metazoa; Arthropoda; Malacostraca; Decapoda; Varunidae. Bases 163 to 852 code for a protein of 229 amino acids.